Orussus abietinus is the source of this 1312-nucleotide messenger RNA. RefSeq names its product balbiani ring protein 3. The coding region runs from base 263 to 1312 and encodes 349 amino acids. NCBI's taxonomy places the organism in Eukaryota, Metazoa, Arthropoda, Insecta, Hymenoptera, Orussidae. The transcript is spliced from 7 exons. The record is from RefSeq and is a predicted model, not a curated record.
CCGCCCUCGUCGAAAUCGCGAAAUCCGCGUCCUACGUGCCCGCGAUGCUGUAGAUCCCGCGGAAGAUGCAUCACCGGGUACUCGAAAUUGCAAGUGCGCCUCGUUACACCUACGUCCAUAGGAUCUCUUUUGAAGACUCGAGCUAGCCGGCGGAAAACGUCCAGUGAAAGAUGUCAAAGGGGAGAGGAGGCCCCCGGUGCCCAGGGAACAAGGAGGAACCUGCCGUCUCGCCGGGACGAUCGCGAGCCACCGUCACGUAAAGAUGACCAAACGAUGCAGAGACCCACAGUGUCCGGCAAAUAAAAAUCGGUGCACGAGAGACAAGAGCCCCGCGAAGGAGCCGAAGAGACGGCAGGAUUGCCCCUGUUCCUCGCAGGGGGAACAUUGCACGAACGAGCCGAUCGGCAAUCCCAAGACUACGCGUCCUAAGAGAUCAAGGAAAGCCCUUUGCCAAAUUCCGGAAGCUAGACCCGCGAGCCUGACCUCCUGUCCCUGCGCGAAGACCUCCUCGAAGGCCCGGAAAAGGAAAGUCAAGCAAGCCGACCUCGAGAGGACGAUAACGAUUUGCACGAGCCAUAAGCAGAAGCGAUCGAAGAAGAGGGAAGAGCGCUGCAUCGUCGAGGAGAAGCCGAAGAAGGCGAAGGUCGGGCAGGGUCGAUGUUGCUGCCAGGGGAAUUCCCCGGUCUCCCCGUGUCCUUGCAGACCGACCAUGUCGACUUGCGAGACCCCGAAAACGAAGUCGAGGUCGAGGAGGUACAGAGGAGACGAGGCCUUGAAGAAGAAGCGGAAGGGUGAACGGCCGGCCAAGUCGAAGGGCAUCCUGUGGAAGCUGAGCUGCUGCAGGAAGGCUCCCAGGUCGAAGGAUAGCGAGGCUCCUUGUGGCCGGUACCUGUGCAGGUACAACCCCUGCCGGAAGGUCUGCGACGAGCCCGUACCUUGCGAAGACUGCUCCUACAACUGUCGUGACUUGGCCUCAGGGUGUGAAUGCACCUGCGGCGAUCGGCAGGUGAGGACCAAGCUGCCAAAGGAGUGCGCCAAACCGAAGGAAAAAAAGAAGCCGAAGGGCCCGAAGGAGGUGGCUUGUCCAGGAAAAUCGGAGAAGAAGGAGAGGGCCUCGAAGAAGCCGGACUCACCCCAGUGCACCUGCAGUCAACCUAAGGACAUCGACGUUUGCGGCGGGACCGAAGAGAGGACCGAGGGAGUAACGGGCGAGAACGUGAAGGGCGCCAUCUUGAAGGGACUGGUGAACGCGAAGAAGGAGCUGGAGAAACUCUUCACCACCGUUGCGACUCAACUUUUCCCUGGAAAGUGA